ACCGUUAUUGAAGAAGUCCCUGAUUUUAGAGCAGUCUGGGAAAGAAAUCAACCAAAUGUGUAUGAUAAUAUUCAGAGGUAACCCUUUAUAACCAUUAACAUUUUCACAAGUAGCCUAGUGUUUUCUCAACAACUGUAACACAUUUUGUAAUUAAAUUACGUAAUUCCGUUACAUGUAACUAGUAACUCCCCAACACUGCCCACGCUGUGGCAGAGCAAAUAUAAUUCGUGUCUCUAACAUCCACGAUUCGCUCAGAGGUUAAUCCCAUUGGACAGCGCAGGGAGAGCGAGUCAGGUGAUUUCCGAGGAAGCCAUUCAUUCAGUCAUCCUCCACAGAGAGGGGAGCCCGCCCAACCCGGAUGCACAGAGCGUCUGCGGGGCGGUCAGCUGUGGGGUUCAGCCGGGUUUAGCUCGCACGAUUGGGGGUGUUUCAGCACCAGAAAGGACGGACAGCUCCCGCGGCGUUCAGCCUUUUCUUCCACGCCGCUCCCGAGACCCGCGCCCGCCGCAUCUCGCGCGGAGGACCGCGACGCGGAGGGGCUCGCUGGGGCAGACUGCAUGCCGGAUUCGACGCUUCCGAGGAGGUCAUUUGCGCGCGGAAUCUCGCCGGGUGCAGCAGCUCUACUUCGGGUCUGAGAAACGAUGGCGGAGUGUGGAAGGAGGGGACUGUCGCUCCUCGAGGAAGCGCGGUCUCGCUACGAGAGCCUGCAGAUCUCCGACGACGUGUUCGGGGAGUCGGGAGACGACAGCAGCGAAAACCCCUUUUACAGCACGACGGGGGACUCCAAUUCGGAUAACUACACGGAGACGAACCCGGACGAUGCCAGAGCGGGCGAUGCGAGGAGACAGAGCUGCGGUCCCCCCGGAUCCGUCUCCAACGGCCAGGCGCAAGAGGAGGGCUGGAGCGACUCGCUACAGGACCUCAGCGUGCCUCACUACCAGGACACGCAUGGUCCGACACAGAAAAUGCCAGCCACUACCACGGCCAUGGACUUCUUCCAGCUGUUUGUCCCUGACAACGUCAUUCAGAACAUGGUGACCCAGACCAACAUGUAUGCCAAGAAGUACCAGGAGCGCUUUGGCAGCGAUGAAGGCUGGACCAAUGUGACGCUGGUUGAGAUGAAGGCCUUUCUGGGCUACGUUACUUCUACAGGCGUGAACCGUUGCGAGUCAGUGCUGAGCAUCUGGAGCAGCGGAUUCUUCAGUAAUCGAAGCAUCGCGCUCAAGAUGAGCCAGGCACGGUUCGAGAAGAUCCUCAAGUACUUCCACGUCGUAGCCUUCCGCUCCAGCCAAGGUGGCAGUCAGGGUCUCUAUAAGAUCCAACCGUUCCUGGACUCUCUCCAGCAGAGCUUCGCUUCGUCCUUUAGACCCUCACAGACACAGGUCCUCCACGAGCCCUUGAUUGAUGAGGACCCCGUGUUCAUUACCACAUGUACAGAGAGGGAGCUGCGCAAGAGGAAGAAGAGAAAGUUCAGCCUGUGGGUUCGACAGUGCAGCUCCACUGGUUUCAUCUGUCAGAUCUAUGUCCAUCUAAAGGAGGGUCCGGGUCCAGAUGGUUUGGACACGCUGAAAAAUAAACCCCAGCUUCACAGUCUGGUGGCCAAGCAGCUCUGUCAGAAUCUGGCUGGCCGUAAUGCAAUCAUCUUCACUGGCCCAAGCAUCACAAGUCUAAACUUGUUUCAGGAAUUUGAGAAACAGGGCAUCUACUGCUGCGGGUUGCUGAGCACUAGGAAGAGUGAUUGUACAGGUCUUCCUCAGUCUAUGCUGAUCAAUACGGAGGCUCCACAGCAACGUGGCCAGUCUCACAUUAAGAUGAGAGGCAAUAUGUCCAUAAUCAACUGGUACAACAAAGGCAACUUCAGGUUCCUCACUAACGCCUACUCUCCCACUAAAGAAGGGGUGAUCAUUAAGAGGAAGAGUGGAGAAAUCCCAUGCCCCCUUGCUGUGGAGGCCUUCGCUGCACACCUGAGUUACAUCUGCAAAUAUGACGACAAGUACAGCAAGUACUUCAUUUUCCACAAGCCUAAUAAGACCUGGCAGCAGGUAUUUUGGCUGACCAUCAGCAUCGCUAUCAACAAUGCCUAUAUUCUUUACAAGAUGUCAGACGCCUACCACGUCAAACGCUACAGCCGGGCGCAGUUCGGCGAGAGGCUGGUCAAGGAGCUCCUGGAUAUGGACGACUGCUCACCCACUCAGUGAAGGAAACCGCAUGCUGUCUCUAACCCACCCGUGACAACCCACUCAUACUAACAUACUCAAAUACACUUGCAUUGUGCACUUCGGGGUCAUUUUGAACAAACCAACCCUAUACAUAACGCAAAACGUGCGCCAAGUUUGGCUGAAAAGGGACGUUUCCCAUCUAAACUUACAUUUAAGACCCCAUUUGGCCAUUUGAUACUAGGACUGAUGUACAUAAGUCACUGUAACACUUGCUGCAUGAGAAACACGAAAACGUGCCCUUUGUAGAUGUGCAAUGAUUUUUAUCUAUAGAGUUCCAGUGAUAGUGUUGACGUAGUUUUGAACCCUGAGGUACAUGUUUUGUGAAUUCUGUUUGUGAGCAGCAUAUCCAACAUUCAGCACUGAUAAAUAUACUGUAUAUACUCUGUGAUUGAGGUGUUUUAUCAGCAAAACCAGAAUGUAAUGCAAUUCACACGUUAGAUCACAGAACAUCGUAGAUGUUGUCCCAAAUACCUGGGCUUUUUUCUAUUUUGUAUCACUUAAUAUUUAUGAUCUUUAUGACUUUUUUUAAAAGGCAGCAACAGGAGGUGAAAUGUGGCUAAACUACUAUGCUUUCCCAAUCUUUUUUGCACUCUGAAGUAGCGGUCAGGAUUCGCAAAAGUCCCAAACAUAACAUCAACUCCUUUGUCUGCCUUUCAUUCAUUUCCAUAUCGUUUUGUCGAUUAAAUUAUGAUGAUGAAUAUCCAGUAGGAAGAGGGCCCGAUAUACAGUAGUAUACCAAAAAUAAUGUAAAUAUUAUUUCUAAUUUAUUUCUAUAUUUUUAUUAUGCGUAAUUUAAACUGAUCAUGUAGGGGCAUUGAUGUAUUUGCGAAUUAAUAAAAAAAAAUGAAUGGAAUUAUAAAGGACUAGAAUGUCUAUCCACCUGUAAGCGGGUGGAUUUAUGUGGUCGUUCACUGUUCAAAUCACAGCCCGUGGCAUAAUUCGUCCCUUCAGAGAACCGAAGCAGAUUCAUUUCCCUCAGGUAAUAUAUUCAGUCAGACAUCUCCCAGUGUAUCACUGUGUUACAUUCAUGACCACUGUAAGGGACAGAUGUACUAUUGUGAGUGAAUUUGUCACAGAUGUACCAGACCUGCUUCUUAUUUACUGUGCCAUCACCUGCCGUUUUUCUUUGUACUUUGAGUGAAACGCUGCACACUAACUAACCAAUUAGGAGGUUUACCACUUAAAAAAUUAUUUUAAAGCUUCAUAUUCAGUCUAUACAAAUCUGUAUAAAAAAAAAAGUCUACUUUGUAAUGUCAGCUGCAGUUAUUCACAAUAUAUAUAUAUAUAUAUGCCAUAUUUUAUACCUGCAUCUCUUUUAAAUCAAGACAAAGCAAUGUUGUACCAUAUAGGUGUGCUCAUAAACAUGAUUGUUUUCUUUUUGACAUGAAUGUUGCAAACGUUUGAUUUCGUUUCAUUGUAAUAAUUUUGUACUACUAAUCUUAUCUACAUACAUUAGUCAGUGUACUAACAAAUAGACUUCAGGCGAUAACUGCCACCUGUGCUUAACUAAUAUAAAUGGCAACAGAUGAUUUAGAGAUUGUAUAUCCGUGUUUUUCAGAGCAUCCUUUGGGUUCAAUCUGCACUUCAGUGGGAAUUAUUUCUUUCAAUCAGGCAGACGUGAACUGUAAUGGCGUCAGAGAGGUGUUUGACCUUAUCUAGGAUGACCUCAGGGUUUUGUAACUACAACAUCUACUGUAGUGCAAUAUAACGUAGGAGAUCGGACCGGGUGCUACGAACAUCUCUGCCAAGAACAUAAUCUGUAAGCCAGAAAAUGGUCGGUAUGACCGAGACUUUUAAUUAAAGCUCUUGCUGGUGCGGAACAUUAGGAUAAAACCCUUACAAUAAGCAAAGUUUCUGCUUUUGCACUGGCCGCUAACAUUGUAGGAUACACUUCAGGGCCAGCUUCGUGUGGCAUGAUAGCAGGUAAAAAACAAAACAAAAAAAAAAAACUGUCCUUUUAAUAUCAACACAGCUAUGACAACUAUAUAAUCUCAUUUACUGGACCAAAUUCCUCAAUAUCUGGUCAAUUUAACAAGAACCCAGUGUUGGACAUGUAUCUAUUUUCAUGUAUGAAUGUUGUGAAUGUGCAGUGUCUUGCUGUAAUAAUGCUUGGUGUUCCUUCGACUUGUCUUCUCACUGUGAAUGUUGAAAUGAUUCAGAUGUAUGUGUGAGUAACUGUGUUAUGUGUAACCUUCACCCUCACUGUAUGUCCAGUUCUUAAACUGACCUGUGCUUCACCUCCCUGCCUCUCUGUGAGUUUACACCAAUUUGCACACUAAUAAAUGUUGUUUAUACAUA
This is a messenger RNA of Puntigrus tetrazona (Sumatra barb), 4517 nucleotides long. It is a transcript of the gene pgbd5, whose product is annotated as piggyBac transposable element derived 5. Gene Ontology annotation, biological process: non-replicative DNA transposition. The coding region runs from base 642 to 2198 and encodes 518 amino acids. NCBI's taxonomy places the organism in Eukaryota, Metazoa, Chordata, Actinopteri, Cypriniformes, Cyprinidae. The record is from RefSeq and is a predicted model, not a curated record. Gene Ontology annotation, molecular function: transposase activity. The transcript has 7 exons. Gene Ontology annotation, cellular component: nucleus.